This is a messenger RNA of Etheostoma spectabile (orangethroat darter), 6665 nucleotides long. RefSeq names its product nudix (nucleoside diphosphate linked moiety X)-type motif 14 (gene nudt14). NCBI's taxonomy places the organism in Eukaryota, Metazoa, Chordata, Actinopteri, Perciformes, Percidae. The transcript is spliced from 5 exons. Gene Ontology annotation, biological process: nucleoside phosphate metabolic process; ribose phosphate metabolic process. Bases 147 to 887 code for a protein of 246 amino acids. The record is from RefSeq and is a predicted model, not a curated record. Gene Ontology annotation, molecular function: metal ion binding; UDP-sugar diphosphatase activity.
UGUCCCUUUCGCUUUCACCUCUCAUGCCAGAAUCACAGUUCAGUCACAUGUCCUCUCCCGGCUUCCGUAGACAUUCCUUCACUGUCAAUUCUGUGCGGUGUUAGACAAUCCUCGGUGAGCCAACAAUCCAGCUCCAAGUGUAAACUAUGGAAGAGAUUAAUAACAUUGAAGUCACUCCGUGCACAGAGUCCGACUAUCUGAAACCGCUCAGGGUGCACUAUAACCAGAAUGGCACAAAGAAAUCCUGGGACUUCAUGCGAACCCAUGACAGUGUAUCAGUGCUGAUCUUCAACACCAGCUCACACUGUUUUGUCCUUGUCAAGCAGUUCCGCCCAGCUGUAUACAUGUGUGAGUGGGAAAGGAUCAAGACGCAGCCGCCCAAGUCUGCUGAAAAAACUGAGGAGGGGGCCUCCGAAUCGGCCGCUGCAGCCCCCGAGUCUCCGGAGGGCCAGUCGGCCUCAGAGGGGGAGAGCUCUUCACAGUGGCCCCCGGCUUCAGCAGGCAUCACCUAUGAGCUCUGUGCCGGUCUGGUGGACAAACCCGACCUAUCUCUGGAGGAGAUCGCCCGGCAGGAGGUGCUGGAGGAGUGUGGCUACGAUGUGCCUGCCUCUAAACUGAAGAGGAUUACUUCCUACAGGUCGGGCGUAGGUGUAACAGGCGCCAAGCAGACCAUGUUUUACGCCGAGGUGUCUGACGACAACUGUGUGAGCGCAGGUGGAGGUGAGCCAAAGGAGGGAGAGCUUAUCGAGGUGGUCAAAGUCCCGCUGCAUGAGGCCAUGACGUUUGCCUACGACGAGCGUAUACCCAAAACCAUGGGCGUCAUAUUUAGUUUCAUCUGGUUCCAUAAUAACAUGUCUCCCAAGUACAAGAUCUCCACCAAUGUGUAACUAGUAUUAACCAACCCUCUUUAUACUGUUUAUUCCAAAUUAGAUCAAACACAGGCCCAGCACAUCCACACUUCCCCACAUGGCUCUUCAUCCUGUAUUGCCUUUUUGCUUAUUGGUACAUGAUGAAAGGUGGGCCCCUUGUCUCGUUGCCAACAGGUAUCUUUAGGUUUUGUCCCGUUUACCUUUUUGAGUUUCAGGUGGUCUUAAUAUUUUGUCAUAAAACAAAUUUGCCAUAGCUGGUUGUCACUGGCACAUUUAUCUCUUCUUGAUGAUUUUUUUUUUAAAGUCUGUUAAUCAUUUCAUUUACUUUGCCAUCUGUUAUAAAUGGCUGCAUAUCACUGAUUUCCUUUGCCUGCCCUUGAUUAAAGGAAUACUCCACUGCUUUCAGUGUAGGCUCUUGAAUGUUACUUGUAUUUAUAAAAAUAGUAUAGUAUUUUAAAUACACCUGAUACUGGCUAAGAAAAAGCCAUUUAUCAAUCUGCUUUUAGGCAAAUUCCAACUUCUUUCAAGCAUUCAUACAACACCCAGCAUUCAUUGCAAACUCUGGGAUGCAGACCAGCAGUGUGAUGAGCGGGUUAGCCUCGGUUUGCUAACAUUUUAGCAAGUUAAUAUUUGCAUUGGAGUUGAUGCAAACAGUUGCCUAACAAAGUGUGCCAGAGGACAUCUGCAUUUAAAAUGACAAUACACAUCAUAUGAACUAUAACUACCUUUUUGUACUGGUCAUUACUUGAACCAUUAAAGAUAUAGAUAAUGUAAAAAAGCAGAAUGGUGGAGUAUUCCUUUAAUCCGUGAUCCAGUAAUGCAAAAACUAUGCUAGUCAAUGGUGGGGCCUUGCAACAAUUGAGGUGUUCGGUGUGUUUUAACCACCACUUGUUCAAGCACGCCUCAGUUUAUUUCUCUAAUCCACAGCCUUUAAGCAAUACUUAUCAUAGUAACCCGUGCUAAACUAUCACUCAGUGUCAAUGGUAGAGAAUCUUUACAAAGUCAAGCCAGUGGACAUAUUAGCAGGCUUUUUCUUCUACAGGUGAAGUUAGGUAGUCUCACACAUCACCGAAAAAGCAUUCAGCUACCCAUCCCUGCACCAAGGGCCUAAUCUCGGUUAUCAAUUUGUCAUUUUUCUCAAGCACAAUCCUGCAAUGAGUUACCGGUAUUUGGCCUGCAACAUGCCAGUGAACAGUACUGAUUUUACUUUUUGCGCUUUGAAUGAAUUGUUUUCUCUCUCUUUUGCAAAUUUCAAAAUACAGUAGAGAAGACACUGUAUAAAGGCUAAAUCCUCCAUUUGUUUCAUCAUUUUUGUUACACUCGAAGUCAUUUCUAGAGUUCAUUUCAAACGGUUACAUUUUGAACACGUUAAUGCCCUUGGUCAUAAUUCAUUUCGGCGGUUCUGUGUUGUAAAUCUCGGAUUGUCAUUAACACGCAAACCUAAUCUCACAAAGUGAAUCUCAGCAGCAGUUUGCCAAAAUCUCAGGUCCAUAUAGUCAAAGUUUUGGUCAUAUUCAGGUUGGAUCUCUGGAUGUGAUGAUGACCAGCAUUUUAUUAUAUUAUUAUAUUUCAAAAUCACUUGCGGUUUAAAGGCGGCAACGUUCUUACUAUAUGUUAGUAUUUUUCUUCAUUCCAAAAGGGCUGGUACUUCAUUUAAUAAUCAAUAUGUAAAAAAGAAGAAAUUUCCCCACCUUGUAGUUUUCCUAAAACAUAUGCAAGUUUUAAACCAAGACAAUAGUGUUUUUAGAAAAUGACUGCUCACUUCCAACCCAUCUCAUUAUUUAUAAAGAAUUACAGGUAGAUAAUUAGAAAAGUACCCUUCUUGGUGCACCUGCUAAGUUUUGAAGUAUGUGAGGAAAAAAAUAUAGCGAGUACAAAUAAAAUCGUUAUUUUAAAAAAACAAAAAGAAAAAAAAACGGCCAAAAUAACUUUGUUGAUUUCAAGAUAAAACGAGAAAGUGCUGUAUGUUAGAGUUCUUUGUAAGAGUUCAAAGGUAAUAACACUUUGAACAUAUUGGAGGUGAAAUCUUAAACCUGUUAGCUAGUCCCCAACAAAACCACUUACUGUUGAUGCAUUUGUCUAAACUGACAAUCAAAUGUGAACAUUUGACUUCUUUUACCCAUAAAACUUUGUGUUUUUUUGGUCAUUUCCAUGGGUUUGUUAGGUGUAUGUACCUUUCCAUCCUAAAUCUCACAGAGGUUCUCUUAGAAGAGGACUGAGCAUCAGUUUCAGGCACAUCGACGCAGUUAUCUGGUGCUGCUUGAUUUCAAACAGUUUUGUCUGCAUGAAACAAAAUGAAGAAUUUGAAUGAACCAAAAUAAAUAUGUGUUACACACCGAGUCAACUAUUCGCUCCCAGGUCGUGUAGGAAUAUAUGCAGAACCGGUAAGCCAUAUUUAUCUCCCCCUCCUUUGCUCUCGUUGAGCUUCUUUGUCCUUCCGCCCAUCAAAGAUCAUUCCUUGAUGUAGGAUUUUAUAUAUUUGCUCAAACUGCUUGAAUCAUUUUUACUUUGUUUAUUUUCUUUGCAAAAGGAAACCCGACUCAUUUACGUAAUUAAUUUACAUUCUUACAAAUUAUCACCGAAACCUGAUGUCCAACACUAAAUCACAUUUUCUGUGUUAUUGAUAUCAUUUAUAAAUUUGGAUGCAAAAUUUCCAACAUAUACAAAACUACAGGAUGUCUCUACUUUAUGUUUAUUUAUAAGUUUGGAAAAAAAUUGGAAGCACGUUGGGAAACCCAUGAAAUGACCAAUGGACAACUUAUGUGUAGAGUAAAUUAGAAAAGGACACACAUUGUAACACUAAAGGGACUUUUAAACAACAUUUUCUUAACAACUUAAUUUUUUUUUUUUUUUUUUGGGCACUGUAUCCUCAUUAGGUCCCUUCCCCUACUUAUUUCCUCCAUCUUCUGCCAUGUGAUGUUUUCUCUAGUCUUAAAUUGAAUAAGGUCUAAGUGAAGUUUAAUGGACAACCUUACUAAAAGAUUCCCAAUGGUGCUCAGUUUUCCAUCCUGUCUAGUAUGAGAUGAACCCAUCGUGGAAAACAAUGAACAUGGUCACUUUUUGUCUUGGAAUAACUUAUUAGAAACUUAUUUGUUGCCCACAUUUAAAACAGGUUAGCCAUAAUCAUUUAAAAAAAAAAAAAUCAUCUUGUGUAUUUAAAAAGAAAUCUGUUUGCUGAAAUGAGGCCAACUGCUUCUGAUUUGGCUUGAUGUAAAAUGUGACAAAGCCAUCUUAACUUGUAAGGCCAGUCUGUAACUUCAUGUGCCUGUCAAAUGUGGAGAAUUGCCAUGUGACUUCUCUUUUGGCUGAAAUAGUUUUUCUAUUUGAGGAAAGUUAUAGCAAAAACACAAAGGCUUUUCUUUGCCUUUUCCGUUGGCUUGUCACUGUGGGCGGCAUCAGCCAACAAACCAACCCCGGUACAUAUUUCUCCGCGCUUUCCCUCCAGCUGUUAACUGGAAGUCGAGUGCAUUUAGUGAACAUCACAGAAGAAUUACAGCAGCCUUACUCAUUGACAAAACAAAAGUGGCAAAACAAUAGAUGGCAGCUGCAAGUGGGAGGGAUCAAUUCUAACGUCUGAAGAUGUUGUGAUUUCAGCUCGCUUGUUGCAGAAAAUUCAGUUGCCAAAAGACACAACCAGCGUGGCAGCACUUCAGGUUCAGCUGGUCCAGCCAGCUUCUCUACAGAGGCAGUGAAAGAUAUGAUGGAAAGUUCAAUUUACUUUUAUUCCGCCUGUGGAGGCUAAACUCACGAGUUGAUCUGUUAUCAGACCUCCAGUCUAUUUUAUACUAUUUUUUUAUUAGUUUUUAUAAGCUAUUCAGAUGUGUCUGGCUAUGUUUUUAUAAUCUAAUUUAGUUUUAAACCUAUGUGUUUGAGGCCAAACACUGAACUCUGAUAUGGUCGACUUUAUUCUAAUGGAAGCCAUGUAAAGGUCGGUAACACUGGUGAUUGGCAGUGUUCUUGGAGAACUUAAAGAUAAAAGUUCAACCUUUUAGAAAAUCUCCUUGUUUUUUGUUGUUUUUUUGCUGAGAGUAUUACGACAAUAUUUAAACCACUCUCAUGUCUGUACGGUGAAUAUGAAGCUACAGCCGGUAGCUGGCUAAUGUAGCUUAGCAUACAAACUUAGCCUGGCUCUGAGAAAAGGUUACAAAAUCUGCCAACCCGCACCUCUAAAACUCAGUAAUUACCACAAAAAAGUGUAAACAUUUUUUUAAUAGGGGAUCAAUACCAGACUUGGCUGGUAUUGAUCCGUGACUGCUUUGGUUGCCUGGCAACUGAUCCUGGCAGAGAAAAGAAUUAACAAAUAACCCCUUGUGAAGUGAAGAAGUAUCUCCUUUAAACUUUGGUUUUUGUAUGGAUUAAACAAGAUUCAGUUUGUUAAUUAGUGAGCUUUAGCUGUUAGCUUUGGCUAGUUGUUUCUAGUCUUUGUGCUAAGCUAUGCUAAACGGUUGCUGGCUGUAGCAUCACAUUUACUGUACAGCCAUGAGAACGAUAUCAGUCUUCUUAUCAAACUCUCGGCAAGAAAGCAAAUAAGUGUAUUUCCCAAAAUUUUUGAAUUAAACCUUUAAGUCUCCCACCGAGCGACAAGCCCCUUUACGACAAAAGUAAAAGCACUUUUGACAGUCCAGAGUGAGGUUGCAGACUGUGCCACUGGUAAGCCAUAUGCUACUUCUAUUGAAUAAAACACUAAUAUAUGAGGUCAUUAAUGGUUGUAUAAUUCAUUAUUUCCUAUGCUGGAUAUUAACCAUUAGCCCAGCAUUGGACAUUUCUACCUCCAUCACUCAGGCACAUAGCGACAAUAUGUUGUGUCCGUUUGCUCGGCUCCAAGGCGCUGACAUAUCAAAUUCUCAGCAACAUGUCAGAAAUGUCAGCACUCAGUUGUUCUCUGUGACUGAAUACUUAAUUCAUUGGUACCAGACUUUUAUAGAUGUACCCCCAUGGCUAUGCUGUAGUUGCUUCUUCAACUGUGAUCCUUUUUUGUUCUGUUGAUGGUUUGUGCACUGUUUGACAAUUUCUUACUGUAUUUUCAAUGAUCAUGAGCUGAGCAACAGUUAAUCCUGAACGUGUUUUUUUUAAAGGUGCUAUGUGUAGUAUUCUCUAAUUACUUUUAAGUUGUAACUUGAGCCAUUGAUGUGGCCGUUUAGACAUGACCUCUGGUGAUCGACUCAAUAUUGCUUUGUUGGAGAAGGAACUUUUGAUUUUGGAUAAAGUCGGUCGCGUUUGCUUCUUUAUUGGCAGACUGGUAGCUGAAUAUUCAGAAGCAACACGGGGAGGAUAAUCAGAUCUGCUGCUGUCAUGCUGUUCAUAGUGACUUUAAAGUGUAGCACAUGUUGUUCUCUUAGGUAAUGUAAUAUUCAGUGAAAAUUCUACACAUAAUACCUUUAAGUGAAAGAAGUAUUAUGAUGUUUUCAUGGUAAAGACCUGAAGAAAUUUGUCCAAUUGUGAUUUUUUUAUUUUUUUUUAUUUCAUUUCUGGUGUCUUUCACUGAAUUUGUGUUUUAAGAAAAAUAUUUUCUGGAGAAAAAAAAAAAAAAAGUACAAACACGAACAUUGCAGUUUUACGAAUUUAUCAUGUAUUUAUUCUUUAUUAAAAUUGUAUACUCAUUGUGGGCAGUGUUUUCUGUAAAGUUUCAAUUUUGUUAAUUUAUUACUUAAAUGUUAAAUAUUAAAAACUUUAAAAAAAACAUGACACUUGGUACAAACAUACGGUACAUAUUUAAAUAUGAUACUUUGCAUGUGCACUAACUGUGUUGGAUUAAACUGCAUUAAGUUUAAAUAAAAUGGGUUUGAUGCCCAAAAC